Molecule: messenger RNA, 2534 nt
Organism: Hibiscus syriacus
Lineage: Eukaryota; Viridiplantae; Streptophyta; Magnoliopsida; Malvales; Malvaceae
Exons: 8
Coding region: 77-2371 (764 amino acids)
Cellular component (GO): nucleus
Molecular function (GO): zinc ion binding
Source: RefSeq, a predicted model, not a curated record
CAACUUUCUUCUUCUCCUUUGUUUCGUUUUUUUUUUUGGGUACAGGAAAGAUAUUGUUUCUUCGAUAAAAGGAAAAAUGGCCGACGAUGCAGAGAAGAGGUUUCAUUCGAUCAUGGACAAGCUCUUCCAAAUCCCUUCCUCCUCCAGUUCACCGCCGCCGCCUCCGGGGGGAACGGGAGCGGGAAGACAAGGACGACUGUUACGAGCGAAGAAACGGCCGAAUACAUCGUAUGCUUUAGCAGAGGAAGAGAAGCAGCAUUGCUUAGUUGCGAGUGAAUCUCCGAUUUGCAGACCAUGGGAUAGAGGAGAUUUUCUCAGGAGGUUAUCAACUUUCAAAUCCAUGACUUGGUUUGCUAAGCCCAAGGUGGUAAGUGCUGUGAAUUGUGCCACUAGAGGUUGGGUCAAUGUGGAUAUGGACAUUCUGGCCUGUGAAUCAUGCGGAGCACGUCUCCAGUUUUCUACUCCACCUUCUUGGAUACGGCAGCAAGUUGAGAAGGCAGCCUCUGUAUUUAGCUUAAAGCUGGAUAGUGGACACAAAUUGUUUUGUCCUUGGAUUGACAAUGCCUGUGAUGAAAGACUGGCUGAGUUUCCUCCCACUGUGCCUGCUGAUUUAGUUGAUAAAUUCCGGGCAAGAUCCAACUCACUCUUUCAACUUGUAGCUCUUCCGGUAAUUUCAUCUUCGGCCAUUGAAUUUAUGAGAAGCCCUCAGCUCGAAGAAUUUCUCAGACAACCCCUAAUGUUGGAUUGUCUGAAAGAGAACGCUGACUUUUCUCAAUUAGAAAGUAUAGAAGCUGGAUCUGAUGUGGAUUCAGCUAACUUGUAUUAUCAGUCUCAAAAGCUUAUAUGUCUAUGUGGCUGGGAACCACGUUUACUACCGUACGUAGUUGAUUGCAAGGAUGGUCAGAAUCAAUUUGCCAAAGAUGCCGAAAUUUUAACUUCACCCCAGAGAGCUGAUCGUGGACUAAAUUUGAGUCUCAACUUCCAUGCAGCUGACGAAAAUGAAAAUUUGGAGGCAAAUAAAGAUUUUGAGAAUUCUUUUAGAUUGCAGUAUGAUCCCAAAUCUGUUGUUUUAGAUUGCAGGCUCUGUGGUGCAAGUGUUGGAUUAUGGGUUUUCUCCACUGUUCAACAGCCUGUAGAGUUCUUCAGAUUACUUGGAUGUGAAGAAGUCAAUCCUGGAGCCCAUGAUUCUGGUCAUGAAAGCAAUGGCUGUGAUGGUGGUGUUGGUGUUCCUUCGAAUGGUGGAUCGUCAUCUAUGGAACAAUCUUCCAAUUCAAAAUUUACUAAAGCCGGAGGUCCACCACCAACACGACAAAACUUUAAAGCAAUAAUACAGUUACCUGUUAUUGGCCGGAGUUUAAGUGCUAGAUUUUUAUAUCAUCAUGAGUUUAAAGAUCAGAUAUAUAGUAAUCAAGGAAAUACUCCAGCAGAAUCCAAGUUUCAGGGAGAAAUAGGUUGUCUUAAUAAUAGUGUUAGUGAGCCAGGUGUCCCAUUGGCAGAGUUGAGAACUUCAAAUGGCAAAAAAGAUGGAGAAGUUAAUUGUAAUUCUAAAAGCAAUGAUCAGUCUCCUUGUUCGAACCAUGAUGUUUGUGCAAGAGAUUACAAUUCUAGGAAUGUCACUUCAUUGGAAGGAACCAAUAUCACUGCAAAAGAAAUUUCUCCUUAUGCUGGUACAGACGAUUCUAAUAUGGGGGUUCAAAUAGAGAGUUAUCAGAAUGUAGUCCAAGGUUCUUGCCAAAGUAAUAGCUCUCUUGAAAAGGUAGACAAUGAUAGAUCUUCUGUUAUGACUCAAGAUGCAAAUGUUUCCCCUAGAAGUGAUGGAACAAAUGAUUCAUCAGUUAUGAUUACAUCUGAAAAGUGCCAUCUAGAACAAACUGCAGAAGCAGAGAAAGUCUGUGAUAAAGAAAUUUGUUUAGCUAAUCAAGACUCUACCUGUAUAUCCUCUUGCUUGGAAGCUGAUUUAAAUGUUGAUGGCACUUGCAAGAUGACCUCAAGAGAAGACAAAACUUGUGCCAAUAGUCAGGAAGAAGGGAUGACCGCUGAAGUCCAGACUGCACAAAACAAUAAGGGCUUAUCCUAUCCCAAAGGAAAGGAUCUAAAGCAACUGCACAUGGAUAAAACAUCAGAGUUUGAUCCAAUCAGGCAGCACAGGCAUUUUUGUCCAUGGAUUGCAUCGAUGAGUGGCGAGGCACCCGGAUGGCAACAAACAUUAUCUGCUUUGCUAUGUGGGAAUGAUGGUUCUCGUUCUUCACCGGCGCGUUCUCCUCCUUCAUCUGCCUCCAUGAUUAAGGUUAACGAUCCCGUUGCCUCGAUUAGAAAGCUUUUCUUGUCUCCUACGGCCAAAAGGAUGAAGAUCAACCGAGAACGAGGCUAAACCCGCCGGCGUUAUUGUCGUGUAAAGAGAUGGAAGAUUGAACUUGCGCAUUCCGUAGGCAAAUAUAUGAAUUUGUACCAUUUGAAACAUAUAUAUAUAGAGAGAGAGAUUGGCUGUAUUCAUUUUAAGGCAUUGUGAAAUGGUAGUCCAGUUUAGAGCCAAA